Corticium candelabrum is the source of this 463-nucleotide messenger RNA. RefSeq lists its product as uncharacterized. The transcript has a single exon. The record is from RefSeq and is a predicted model, not a curated record. Bases 34 to 438 code for a protein of 134 amino acids. Lineage: Eukaryota; Metazoa; Porifera; Homoscleromorpha; Homosclerophorida; Plakinidae.
GGUUGCUCUUAUCACGUAUCAAGCAGCACAUAUAUGGGACAUGGCAAAUGUGUUCCAAAUUCUGGCUCGAAUGGUGGAGGCAUUAUUUACAUCGGUGCUGCAACGGCAACUCUACACGGCACACUAACAUCAGCAGGAAACAAUAACAUCGCAAAAGCAACUGGCAAUUGUCGUCAAACCGUCGGUGGACCAGGUAGUGGUGGUUCUAUAUUACUGAGGGCUACAACGUUGACACUGGAUGCUGCAACCGGUGUUUUCAAUAUUAGUGGAGGAGGCCGUGUCCAAAUCUACAGCACCACCUACACUGGAACAGGUGGUAGCGGAAGAGCUCGAGUAGAUUUCGAGACUCUAAACGGAUAUCCACACCAUAGUGCCAGUGCAAAGACAAUACAGUCUUCAUUUCCAGAAAUAGGAUAUUGGGGAAGUGUCGCCCCCUAGUUGAUUACGACAACAGAGAGAGUAA